AUGCAUUUGCCACGGAGAAGGCGGCUACAACGGAACCGAAUCUUUUUCUUGCUUGCCAUAGUGUUGGUCCUUUCUCUCUAUCAGCUCCAGUUCAGCCACUAUGCCCUUCCAGCACCACACACAGCGCCCCAACCCAUGGACCCUGUGAAAGUGACCUCCAGGGACCUCUCCAGCAACAAAACUGCCAUAACAGGCAAUGUCACAGCAGUACCCAAAAUAAGGCACUGUGUUUAUGUGGAUCCUGAGCCAACUGUGCACAUCACUACAUCAGUGGAUUCAACACCAGAGCAAGAAAAUGCCAGCAAAAGCUACCCAGAUGAAACACCACCAUACGAGUCCAAAGGAGAAUAUCCCCAGGACCUAUUCAGUGUGGAAGAACGCAGGCAAGGGUGGGUUGCACUUCACAUCUUUGGCAUGAUGUACGUAUUUGUGGCCUUGGCCAUAGUGUGUGAUGAGUAUUUUGUCCCCGCUUUGGGAGUGAUCACAGAGAAGUUGCAGAUCUCUGAAGAUGUGGCUGGAGCCACCUUCAUGGCAGCAGGUGGAUCAGCACCAGAACUCUUCACCUCCCUCAUAGGUGUCUUCAUCUCACACAGCAAUGUGGGCAUCGGUACCAUUGUGGGCUCAGCAGUGUUUAAUAUCCUCUUUGUCAUUGGCACCUGUGCCCUCUUCUCAAGGGAGAUACUCCACCUGACAUGGUGGCCCUUAUUUAGAGACAUCUCAUUCUACAUUGUAGACUUACUGAUGCUCAUCCUGUUUUUCCUAGACAGUGUCAUUGAUUGGUGGGAAAGCCUCGUUUUACUGACUGCCUAUGCCACAUACGUAUUUGCUAUGAAGCAGAACGUGUACCUAGAACAAUGGGUGAAGCAGGAGCUGAACAAGAAGCUAAAUGCUGUGCAGGCAGCAUCAGCAGAGCGUAUACAGAAGAAAAGCACUGAGGCAGUUGCAGAUGAUGGAACAAAGAAGCCAGCAGAUGGCAGGAAGCUGCAGCCUGCGUCGGCCUUACAGCGCGGCAGCAGCUCAGCCUCCCUGCACAACUCUCAAAUGCGCAGCACCAUCUUCCAACUCAUGAUCCACACCCUGGACCCCCUGACAGAAGCAAAAUUUAAAGACAGGGUUGACAUCCUGAGCAACAUGGCCACGGCCAAAGUGGAGACUCCAGCUGGGCAAGGAUCGAAGCCAGAAGCAGAAGAGCAAAAGAAGGCACCAAGCAGCGUUCGAGUAACUCCUGCCAGUGACUGUGACCCCAGCAAAGGCAAAGAGAAGACAGCUGCCCCGCAGGGCGGGCAGUCCUCUUCAGACAGCGAUACCUCGGAAGACAGCAGCUCUGAGAGUGAGGAAGACAGCGAUGAUGACAGCACAGAUGAUGAUGAAAACAACGAGCCGUUAUCUCUUGAAUGGCCAGAAACCAGGAAAAAACAAGCAAUUUACCUUUUCCUCUUUCCCAUUGUCUUCCCUCUCUGGAGCACUAUGCCUGAUGUUAGAAACCCCGACUCCAAAAAAUUCUUUGUCAUCACGUUUUUUGGAUCCAUCAUCUGGAUUGCUGUGUUCUCUUACCUCAUGGUGUGGUGGGCUCACCAGGUUGGUGAAACAACUUGGAUAUCCGAGGAAAUUAUGGGGUUAACCAUCCUGGCAGCAGGAACAUCAAUCCCUGACCUCAUCACCAGUGUCAUCGUUGCACGGAAAGGCUUGGGUGACAUGGCAGUCUCCAGUUCUGUAGGCAGCAAUAUCUUCGAUAUCACUGUCGGCUUGCCAGUUCCUUGGUUCCUUUAUUCUGUCUUCAAUGGGCUCAGUCCAGUUGCAGUCAGUAGCAACGGUUUGUUCUGUGCGAUCGUUCUCCUUUUUCUCAUGCUCCUGUUUGUGAUUAUCUCCAUUGCUGUAUGUAAGUGGAAAAUGAACAAGCUGCUGGGGCUCACUAUGUUUGCUCUUUACUUUGUGUUUUUGAUCAUCAGUGUCAUGUUAGAAGACAAGAUAAUAUCCUGCCCAGUAUCUGUAUGA
Tauraco erythrolophus (red-crested turaco) is the source of this 1995-nucleotide messenger RNA. RefSeq names its product solute carrier family 24 member 1 (gene SLC24A1). Gene Ontology annotation, molecular function: calcium, potassium:sodium antiporter activity; calcium channel activity. Gene Ontology annotation, biological process: intracellular calcium ion homeostasis; calcium ion transmembrane transport; long-term synaptic potentiation. The record is from RefSeq and is a predicted model, not a curated record. Gene Ontology annotation, cellular component: plasma membrane. NCBI's taxonomy places the organism in Eukaryota, Metazoa, Chordata, Aves, Musophagiformes, Musophagidae.